AUGGUAAAAAGUAUGAUGGAAGAACAUCAAAAGUCUCUGGAUUUCCUCUCCAAUCAGGUGAGUGAACUAACCAAUAAGGUUCUUCUUUUGAAUGCAGAAGUCUUGAAAAAAAAAAACACAGACCCCUUCAUUCACAGACCUUUUCAAACACAUGGCUUUGAUUGCAGUGAUAUUAAGAACAAUUUUGGAACCAUUUCGAAAGCACCAAGUGGAAUAUACAUAAUACAGCCUGAAGGAACGCAAUUUUCAUUUGAGGCAUUUUGUGACAUGGAUUACAGAGGAGGAGGAUGGACCGUCCUUCAAAAGAGAAUUGAUGGCACAAUUGAUUUCCAGAGAACUUGGCUUGACUACAUGGAAGGAUUUGGAGAACUUUCAGGGGAAUUUUGGCUGGGUCUGAGGAAAACCUUCUGCAUUCUGAAUCAGAAAAACACAAGUUUCAUGCUGAAUAUUGCCCUGGAGGCUGAAGAUGGGUCACAGGCGUAUGCAACCUAUGAUAACUUCUGGAUUGAAGAUGAGAAGACCUCCUUCAUAAUGCAUGUUGGGCGCUACUUUGGAACUGCAGGUGAUGCCAUCCGUGGGUACAAGAAAGAAGACAACCAGAAUGCAAUGCCCUUCAGCACCUACGAUAUUGACAAUGAUAACUGUUAUCCUUCAUGCUUCUUCAAUGGCACCAAAGUGAACAGCUGUAGUCAGCACAACAACAAGAGUGGCUGGUGGUUCAGCCAGUGCGGUUUAGCCAAUCUGAACGGGGUCCACCGUGUGACCAGAGGUAUAGACAUAGCAGGCAUACAAUGGGACACAUGGAAGGAAAACAAUUCCAUUAUCAAGAUAAAGUCUGCUUCCAUGAAAAUCAAGAGAACUCAUUAUCCAUUUUAUAAAUGA
Molecule: messenger RNA, 882 nt
Organism: Staurois parvus
Lineage: Eukaryota; Metazoa; Chordata; Amphibia; Anura; Ranidae
Source: the annotation of a GenBank genome assembly